CCACGGGGCCACCAAGAAAUGUGAACUCAUGUCAAGUAACCCAAACGGAACUGUGCAGUGGACUAACAGUCCAGACUGGAAAGUUUAUACAUCUCAGCCGGUAUCAUGUGGACCGGGAUGGUAUGAAUAUGGUUCUUCGUGCUAUAUUGUCGAAACAACGGUUACCAGUACAUGGCAGACGGCUCGUGAUGAUUGCGCAGCACUGGGCGCGCACCUGGCUGUUAUUACCGAUGCUGCUGAAAACACAUUUAUCGUGAACCUGCUGACGUCGCUCAAUAUCGGCUUUCCGGUUUUCUGGCUCGGUGGAAACGACAUGGAUGUCGAAGGAACCUAUGUUUGGGAAACGGCAGAGCUGUUUGUUUUUUCAGCUUACUCUCCAACCAGUAUUCACGGUAUAGAUAGGAACUGCAUAAACAUAAUACCGUCUCAAGGCUGGUACGACGAUGACUGUACACUUUUUUUGUAUCAUGUGUGUGAACGCAAUUCUGGUUGACUGAAUGGGCGUGAAUGAAAUACUAAUUGAGCAUGUACAAUUCAAGACUCGGAUACGUCGCAUCUUUAGAUGCAUUAUAUGUAUUUGAUGUUGUAUUGUAUUGACUCCGUGUUUUACUUUAAACAUUU
Mya arenaria is the source of this 621-nucleotide messenger RNA. Its product is annotated as perlucin-like. The transcript has 2 exons. Gene Ontology annotation, molecular function: carbohydrate binding. The record is from RefSeq and is a predicted model, not a curated record. The coding region runs from base 29 to 493 and encodes 154 amino acids. NCBI's taxonomy places the organism in Eukaryota, Metazoa, Mollusca, Bivalvia, Myida, Myidae. Gene Ontology annotation, biological process: biological process involved in interspecies interaction between organisms. Gene Ontology annotation, cellular component: external side of plasma membrane.